AUGAAAGUAAUUUUUACCGCCUUUCUGGCGAAUUUGUGCUUGGGGUGGGUGUUGGGAAACGAUCCGGUUUCUCUGGUAUUAUCCACCGAUCCCACACCGGUAACUCCUUCAACUACAAUCAAGCCUCUUCCAAUUUAUCCGAUACCGCCACAGCCUAUAGAUCCGGGUUUUGCACCUUCAUUUUCUUUAUCUCCUUUACCACCUCCACCAUCAAACAAAGAGGAACAUAAACCCGAAGCGAUCAUAGAUCAAUUCAACAUCACAUCGAAAAUCUCCAAUCGCUUCGCCAAGACUUUGAUAACCAGCAAAGUUAAAAACCCGGCGGCCAAUGCAAAUGAGGUGGUGUUUAGCGUUGUUUUGCCGGAAAACGCUUUCAUUUCCGAGUUUGUCAUGGAAAUCGAUGGAAAAAGUUACAAGGCGUACGUCAAGGAAAAAGAAGAAGCCAAAGCUAUUUACGAUAAGGCUGUUCAAAGUGGACGAUCAGCUGGUCAUGUAGCAACAAGCGUGAGAGAUUCUAACAGAUUCACGGUAUCAGUUAACGUGGAACCCGAAAAGAAAGUCACAUUCCUGCUAACCUACGAAGAGCUAUUACAAAGAAGAAACUCCCAAUACGAAUUAGUUCUUAACGUCAACCCGGGCCAAAUUGUCCAAGACAUGAACAUUGAAGUGUUUGUAAACGAAAGCAGACCGUUGCAAUUCGUGCGUACGCCCUCUCUGCGAACUGGAAACGAAAUUUCCAAGUCCAAAAAUGAAUUGGACCCGAAAACUCAGAUAGAAAUUAUCAAUUCCACUAGCGCGGUGGCAACUUUCAAACCCAACGCCAUGCAACAGAAGGAGUUCGCUAAGGAAUUGGGAGGCAAAGAGAACGACGGACUGUCCGGGCAAUUCGUACUACAAUAUGACGUGGAAAGGGAAUCCAAUAAUGGAGAGGUUCUUCUUCAAGACGGAUAUUUCGUUCACUUUAUAGCUCCUGAUGAUUUGCCUGCUCUGCCCAAGCACAUAGUGUUCGUUUUGGACACCAGUGGUAGCAUGUUCGGAAGGAGAAUAGAGCAACUCAAAGAAGCUAUGGUUAGCAUUCUCGAUCAAUUAAGAGAAGGAGACUCUUUCCACAUUAUCGAAUUCAACACCAACGUGUUCGUUUGGGACAUCGACAAGCCAGAAAGAGUUUGGGCUGAUAUCAAAAACGAGAAGGAGCCCUUCGAGGAUUUACUCAAAAAGGAAUAUCCAUCUGCUGUUCCGGUAACCAAGGAGUCAGUGGCUAAAGGAAAACACGUGAUCGGAUUGCUUCAAGACGAUUCAUUAACUAACAUUCUAUCGAGUUUAGAAACGGCGCUUCACGUGGUCAAUGUAGCCGUAAAGAAAGGUAAAGAAGGAGGCGCUAAACAACCAAUCGUCGUGUUCCUAACAGACGGCGAUCCGACAGUUGGUAACACCAACACCGACGAUAUUACAAGUAUAGUAACGAAAAUCAACUCGGAGAAAGACCAAGUACCAUUGUUCUCGCUGUCCUUCGGCGAUGGCGCCGAUAAGAACUUCCUGCGGAAGAUAUCGUUGAAGAACAACGGAUUCGCCAGGCACAUAUACGAAGGACCCGACGCCGCUAUACAACUGAAGGAAUUCUACAAGCAGAUAUCGUCGCCUCUACUGGCUCAUAUCACUUUCAAAUACACCUCCGAGGUGAAGGACGUGCCGAAGAGGGUCUUCCCUAUCUACUUCAAAGGAGGCGAACUCGUGGUCGCCGGACGAACGAAAGAGAAAACAUUGCAGUGCACGAUAAUUGGAUCGCAUUUGAACGGAACUACUGAGCUCCGUUCUGUGGAGGAGAAGCCGGUGGGUUCUUUGGAAAGAUUGUGGGCUUAUUUGACGAUCAAGCAAAAGUUGGAGGAGAGAAAAGUUGCUGAAAAUAAAACGGUUUUGACCAAGGAAGCUUUAGAUUUAGCGUUGAAAUACUCCUUCGUUACGGAUGUUAGUUCGUUGGUAGUGGUGAAGCCUAAUGAUAGCAGCGUUGCUGAUACCGAAGAUGCGUCUAAAAAACAUGGCGGCUCGAGGGGAGGUUUUGGGUAUGCGGCAUCCAUGGUGCCUAUGAGAAUGUCACCAGGUGCACAUUAUUACGGCAAAUCUUCCUUCUUACGAACAUCUACGGCAUUCCAAGGCUUAAACGGACCACCUCUGAUGGCAGGACAAUCAAAUUACCUUAUUCCAGGACGCAGGUACUAUCAUAGUAAGCCAAUGGUGGCUACUGCUUUGGAUCCAGUCUUUGAUCCAGUCAUUGAUCCAGUCCCCGUGCCAGCACCUCUACCUAUGCCUGUACCUAUACCUAUGGUACUUGUUAAAAGAUUACCCUGGCUGAGUAACGUUUUGAAUCCGAAUAAUACACUCACUAUUAAAGGAACUCUGGUCGAUCUGGGUGAGCACGUAUCCAUUUUAGGGACAGAAAAUUGUACCGGAACGCCGAAAAAUAACACAGAAAUCGGUACUUGUACUUUGCUUUCUCAGUGUCCUCAUGUUUAUUCGUUAUUGACGGAUUUCCAAGCCUAUGAAAGCGUUUCUUGCAUUGUACAAAAUAAUUACGCUGGAAUUUGCUGCCCACCCGUAACCAAUCUUGUUCCCUAG
This is a messenger RNA of Phyllotreta striolata, 2613 nucleotides long. The record is from the annotation of a GenBank genome assembly. NCBI's taxonomy places the organism in Eukaryota, Metazoa, Arthropoda, Insecta, Coleoptera, Chrysomelidae.